UGUUUAUUCUCGAAAAAUUUUCGCUUUUUUUUGUUUUUUUUUGUUUAUUGACAUGUUGACAGUGGGUACACGAAGAAAUAGAAAGAAUGCAGUGAAUAUUGCUGAAUUCUUAGACAAUGACUAUCAUAAACAAGACACAAAAGGGAAACCAGGAAGACCCUCAAAAGGAGGACAAGCUGUACGAUCAAAACGAUAUUACAUAAACAAUCAUAUGGUUGUCCUACAGAAAAGAAAGUUAAAGAGAUAUCAUGACAAAGUAAAGAAACUCUUGUCAGAACAUGACUAUGAUUCAAUUGCCAUUAUGAAUGAAUUUGUCAAGAAACUCAAGCGACAUGUCAAACAAAAUUGGGAAGGAAUUAACAAUGACUUUGUAUUUUAUUAUAUUAUAGACCAAUUUAGAGAAGACAGGUACCUUCAUUUUAUGAAUGAACAAGCAAAACACCAUUUAGACACACUAUCUCAAGAGACAACAGAAGAACACAUCAAGGCUAUUCGUGACACAUUGGCUCAGAAUCAUUUACCACUUGUAUUUAGACUCUCUACCUUAUUUUCAGCCUUUUUAUUACUCCAAUGCUGUGAACCUCAGUCGAUUGAAACCCAUUAUAAACUUUCGUACGCACAUAUAAAAUAAGCUCGUGCAUAUUCACGCCAAGACGUUUGCCCCGUCUAGUGUAUUUCCAUUUAUAGUCCAUUCAUUACGGAGAUUGUAAUUGACAAGCUUUAUAUAUAUAUAUAUAAAG
Molecule: messenger RNA, 740 nt
Organism: Gilbertella persicaria
Lineage: Eukaryota; Fungi; Mucoromycota; Mucoromycetes; Mucorales; Choanephoraceae
Exons: 3
Coding region: 53-631 (192 amino acids)
Source: RefSeq, a predicted model, not a curated record